AUGGGACCGACGUCGAGGGAGGAAGAGGACAGGACCAAUCGCUUCUUGGGUGCCAACGGUUCUGAUGCUGGUUCUGGCUCUGUGCGAGAACGUGCAGCCAGUCAGCCGCCGCGUACAUCAGGACAACAGCAUUUCUUCUCGUCUCCGUCGCAGCCGCCAUUUGUUCCGUCGAGCAUUAACGUCGCCAGUUCUCCUUGGUCCAACCAGCGGCUAUUGAGUCCGACCCGUCAGAUGGCUACCCGGAGUUCGUCCUUCUCCAAUACAAAUCCUCAACAGAGCCAGUUCGGGACUACGAUGAGGGAGAGAAGUUUUCCUUCGACUUUCGAGGACGACGAGUCGGAACUCGAGAGUUUUGACGAGCGGUAUAUCCCGACUUCGCUACCGAGGGGGAGGACCUACGCGCAGGACAUAUCUCGCAGUCGCUCUCAGUCGCUUGCGGCAGGAAGACCUACUCCGAUAGGCAGCCCAUAUGUUGCCACUCCUAGCAUGGCGAGCUGGAACGAGUCAAUGCUGUCCAACCCGGUCAACAUACCCGGUCGAUACGGCGACAUGAAACCACCAGGCUCUAGCCGGUAUGGUUCAAUGGGUAGAUCCCCUAUCGACAUUAACGCUUCUUCUCCUUCUCGGUUUGUUAGAUAUGACAUCUCAAAUAUGAGCCCGUUCGUCCGUGACGUGGGUCAGAUUUUGUUGGAUGACGGAUCUGCGUUCAGAGAGUUAUGGUCUGGAAUGAACCCUCCCAGGGACGAGAAUGGCGGCGGUGGCAGUGGGACGACCAGUCGAAGGCAUAGCGUCAGCGUCGUACAGCCAAGGCGAGGGGCAAUUGUUGGUUUCAACGCACCAGGCGUGGAAGAUGUCGACGACCAUCCACCCUUCUCUACGGCCACCAAUUACGGCCACGGCGGACUCAUGCUGUCUGAUGAAGAUCUCGCGGGCGACCUUGGAAUGCUUAAUCUUAAUGAUAAUCAGUCCCCAUCGCAGCCGACCAGCCAACCUUCUUCCCUUCCCAUCUAUGCGCCUUUGUCUCGCAGUCCUCCCUCCAAUGACUUUGCGUAUGCACCGAUCAAUUUGAGUAAGCGGUCGCCUAGUGAUGCAAGCGAAGACCAAUUGGAAUCACAUUAUCGACAGCAACAGCAACAGCAACAGCAACAGCAGACGACUCAGCAGCAGCAACCUUCGCGGGAGCUUCACACGGCUAGAUUCAUUCCGGGGCAAGGGAUCCAAUACUAUCCGCAAACGACCAGCUUCUCUUCUCCCACGCGUGCACGGGCCCCCUCCUACUCUAACGCUGCAACCUCGCCGACCUCGACUCGAGGGCCACCCCCGCAAAGUCAGCCUAUUCACCACAGACUGCCUUCUUCGGAACAUGAGCUCGGGAAGGGUCUACCUCUUCACUCUGUGCCGUCGUCGUGGCCCUUAUUCAUCGUGGAGUUCAAGGCAGGUCGAACAGACCUUUUCUACCUCACGGAUCUGUCGCAAGAGAUUCGCGUGGGUGAUUUGGUGAUGGUUGAGGCCGACAGGGGAAAGGAUUUGGGAAAGGUGGUUAACGAUAGUAUCACCGUGGAGGAAGUAGAGGCAUUCCAGAGAGAUAGACAGGGCUGGGGCGAAGAGGAUGGUCCUGUGAGUCCUGGAGGAAGCGGCGGUGGCAGUGGUGGUGGUUCGUCUAAGAAGGAGAUCAACCCAAAAAUGAUAUAUGGGAAGGCGUCCACGCAUGAUGCUCAAUUGUUAAUGUCCAAGAUGCAAGACGAGGCCAAGGCUCUGCAGUUGUGCCAGAGCAAGGUGCGCGCCAAGAAGCUGCCGAUGGAGGUAGUCGACGCCGAGUACCAGUGGGACCGACGCAAAUUGACGUUCUACUUUAUUGCGGAAAAGAGGAUUGAUUUUAGGGAGCUCGUCAGGGAGCUGUUCCGGUUGUACAAAACGAGGAUAUGGAUGGCUUCCCUCCAAGGCGGUGCCGGAGGUAGCUACGAACAAUAA
Desarmillaria tabescens is the source of this 1971-nucleotide messenger RNA. Its product is annotated as PSP1 C-terminal conserved region-domain-containing protein. The transcript is spliced from 3 exons. The record is from RefSeq and is a predicted model, not a curated record. NCBI's taxonomy places the organism in Eukaryota, Fungi, Basidiomycota, Agaricomycetes, Agaricales, Physalacriaceae. Gene Ontology annotation, cellular component: cytoplasm. Bases 1 to 1971 code for a protein of 656 amino acids.